ACCGGUCCAGCGCAGCUCCUACGCCCGCGAGCACCCCUGCGCGUUCCUCCAUGUAUCUGGUUGCUAGACGACUGUGGCAUGCACGCGGAGACUAGGGAAGAAGCACAACAACACAUCAUUAACACAACAUGAAAGACCUAGCGGAAAGCGGACCAACCGACUAGAACCGUAUUUUCAGCAGCAACUGGAUGCGUUCUGGAAGCUUCGUAGUGCGCGGCGGGACCCGUGUAUAGCGGGGGUACUCUUGUCCCAGCACACAGCACAGAUGCACACCUUUUUCCGUACACUACGACUGGCUAGCCCUUUUAUUUGUGAGCUUAAGGAGUCACGUUAAACGUUAUAACGGUUGGGUAUUGUGGCUGGAACAUGAUGCAACGUCGAGAGGAGUUUAAAGGACAAGAUCUCCCGGAGACCCCGCGCCCUGCCCACGGAGAGCGUUUACAUGAACGUUUUUUUUUUACGGUUUCCGUUUAACCACCAGUAACCACCAGUAUGAUGUCGUUAGAAGCCAGAGACGUCCAGACGGAUGAGGACUUCGAGGAUGUGGUUGAGGAUGUGCUCUCUCUAACAACUUACAUGUCCGAUACAGAGAAAAAAGCUGUGAAGAGAAGGAUUUCCAACAAACCCCCUUCCUCUCCCAGGUCUCCAUACCUCUCCAGUCUCAGUCUCACCCCCAGAAGAUCGUCUCUGCCUCCCAGGGGCUCCCUGAGGGGGGAGGUGGGGGAGGCCCGCAGGGGGGCACUCUCCUCCAGACACACCUGGCUCAACGGACAAGGAUCAGAGUGCGAUGGAGCCCCUGAGAACACCAAGCUGAAGAAACACCAGCCCCCACGCUCUGCAUCCAACGGUGUUCCUGAACAUAGAGACAAGGAGGACAUGUAUGAUGAGAUCCUUCACCUCAAGAAGAGCCUGCAGACUCAGAAGCUGGACAAGGAAAAGAUGAAGGCUCGGCUGCAGCGCCUUGAGGAGGUCAAGACCAAGAGAGAGAAACAGAUAGAGGAGCUGUUGGACCCUACCAAGGGGUCUGAGUACACACGCAGCCUCGUAGACAGCAAGAGUGGAGGGAGCACGGUUGUAAGGGGACUAAAACAGCAGAUCCUGAGAUUGGAACAGCAGAGUAGAGAGAAGGAGGACACACUGACGACCCUGCAGAGCGAGCUAAGGACGACCAGCAUGGCUGAGAUGAAGAUCACCAUGGAGAUAUACUACGAGGAGAUCCAGAGGUUGAGGGUUCUGCUGGAGAACGCGGAGCGCAGCAGCCGUGUAGAGAGUAAAGGUUCUCAGAGGCAGAACAGGGUUCUGAGCUCCAGGGUUGUGUGUCUGUCAGAGAAGCUGCAGCAACUGCAACAGGAGAACCUCAGUCUGAGAGAGGAACUCAGCACUGACACUCCUGUUGGAGGAGCCCGAGGCUACAGAGAGUGGAGCAAACAGCGUCUGUUGAGAAGAUUGGUGGAGCAGGAGAAGAGGCUGGAGGAGGGUAGGAGACCCACCCCCUCCACGAGGAGGAGCCAAUCAGACCAGGCCAUCCAGACUGACCUGCCAAUCACGACCACAGAGGGGGAGGUUUCCAGGGUAACAGCACCACAGGAAGGGGAGGAGCUUGUCCUCCUCAGGGGGCGUAUCCUCCAGCUGGAGAAGGAAAAGGAGGAGCUUCAGGAGAGACUAACCAAUAGAGAGCAUUUGUUUUCAUCUCAAAUCCAACCAAAGAAGGAGAACCCUGAGGAACCCAAGGAGAGGAAAGAGGAGGAGAGAGAGGAGGAGAGAUGGAUGGAGGAGCAGAGAGAGGGGGAGAGAAGGAUGGAGGAGGAGAGGGUUGCCACGACGAUGGAUUCUGAUGAUUCUGAUGACAUCAUCGUUUCUCCCUCCCGCCCACUGAGACGACGAGAGGAGCUUCUGACUUAGCGUGUGUAUGUGUGAGACAGGGCGAUUCUAAUCGAAGAUUGGAUUUUGUACUCAUUCUUUGCCAAAGUGCCUGCCUGUGUGUGUUUGAAGAGUGUAUUAGCACAUGUGUGUUUGUGUGUGUACAUGUCUGUGUGUGUGUGUGUGUGUGUGUGGGUGUAUAUCUACGUGUACAUGUUAGACAUGAGCUGUGUGUGAUAGUCCUGUAGAAGCUAUUGUGCUAAUGCUACCAGCUGAUCUGAGAACUGUCACAUGACAUCACGAUCCACUAUUCUAGCCAAUAAGACCGAGAGACGGACCGGUAGCGAGAGACACGAGAGAGGACAGAAACGGAAAGGAAAUUGUUUUUAUCAGAUCGUGCCUUGAUUUGUGUGUUUUACAAAAUGUGAUUAACCAAUAAAAUC
Hypomesus transpacificus is the source of this 2303-nucleotide messenger RNA. It is a transcript of the gene iqce, whose product is annotated as IQ motif containing E. Bases 493 to 1902 code for a protein of 469 amino acids. Lineage: Eukaryota; Metazoa; Chordata; Actinopteri; Osmeriformes; Osmeridae. The record is from RefSeq and is a predicted model, not a curated record. The transcript is spliced from 15 exons.